AUGCAGCUAUCCGGCCCUAUCAGCCUGACAAUACUAGCCAGUCUAGUGAGCGCCGCAGUCCUUCCGCGGACGACGACGGACAUUGAGUUUUGCACAGCGUCCACAUACGCCACAGGGGCUUGCCCCUACGCCCAACCAACGGCCGGCGCAGGAACAUGCGGCACGUUGAAGGUGGAGGCGAACAUCUGCUACACAUUUGACGCCUUCCCGGAGGCUCCAGCGGCGCUGAUAGGAAAUGUGAACUACAUCUCAAUCCCUGAUGGAGGCUCCAUCACUGGCUGCAAUCUGUACAAGACCACGAACUGCACUGUCACACCGGAUCAGUCAUGGGACGCCACUGAGGUCGGCUCCACUGAUCUGACAUGUCGCAAGCAUCUGACUGCGAACAUUGUCAGCUGGAUCUGCGCUUAG
Messenger RNA from Diaporthe amygdali, 411 nucleotides. RefSeq lists its product as uncharacterized. The transcript has 3 exons. NCBI's taxonomy places the organism in Eukaryota, Fungi, Ascomycota, Sordariomycetes, Diaporthales, Diaporthaceae. Bases 1 to 411 code for a protein of 136 amino acids. The record is from RefSeq and is a predicted model, not a curated record.